AUGACUGAGAAAGAUAAAGUAGUGAACCGUUCCAUUUCAUUUCAUAGCAACUUUUGGCCAUUGGAAGAGUCUGUUGCUACCAUUAAACCAAGACAAAUCUAUGGUUCUGUCUUGACCCCCAGCUUUGUCACUUGCAAUGGUGAUGAUGCUGUUGAUUAUCGGGUCCAACUCAUCACAAGUGACCUGCUCCGUCCCUCAUCUAAUUCAAGACUAACGGAUAAGACCUUCACUUCAGGUGUCGGCUUAGUUGUUGGAUUGAUGAAGCAGAACUCGGAGGAGGACCCAGAGUUCAAAGCUGGAAAGAAACUUUACUUGUGGAUUCAAGUCAAUCACAGUGAUUGGGACCCAAUCGAUCGCCUGGUCAAAAGAUUUGAUGUCAAGUACAUUCUUCCAGCAAAUCCCAAAUUGGUCAACACACAUAUAAUGAUCCGUGUUGGACGCGAGUUCACCUUCAAUGGCUACUUAUCCGGAUGGGAUUUGAAAGAACAUACAGCUAUAAUUACAGUCCUGGGCUUCAGUCCCAUCAACAUGGGUGGUUCAAGUCCGACUUCCAAGACCAAUGCUUAUUCACCUUGA
Molecule: messenger RNA, 576 nt
Organism: Puccinia graminis f. sp. tritici CRL 75-36-700-3
Lineage: Eukaryota; Fungi; Basidiomycota; Pucciniomycetes; Pucciniales; Pucciniaceae
Exons: 5
Coding region: 1-576 (191 amino acids)
Source: RefSeq, a predicted model, not a curated record